AUGAAAAUCUUGAUUCUAGUUGUCGCCCUUCUGGCUCUGACGUCAGCAGACAAAGAAAAGCGUGGAAUAGUAGGCUUAGGCGGCCUAGACCACGGACCUGUACUGUCUGCACCAAUAAGCCUUGGCCAUUCGCUACCCUUGGACCUUUCCUAUGGACACGGGAUUUCAGACAUAUCUUUGGGUCAUGGACUCUCACUGGGCCAUGGUCUUUCCUAUGGAUCCUACGGAGCACCACUUCUAUCAAAAUCUUUGCCGAUUUCAGCUCCAUUAAUAUCGAAGUCUUACUUAUCAGCCCCCUUAUUAAGUAAGUCCUAUGUGCCGGCUCCUAUUUUGACGAAGGCUAUAGCUCCGUAUCCAGCUCCCAUAAUAACCUCUAAAGCCAUUGCUCCAUCGUAUGCAGCUCCAAUAUCUUUGGGACAUGGUUUGGGCUUAUCUGGACUUAGUUUAGGACAUGGUAUCGGCUUAUCCCAUGGACUUAUAAGUCCAUAUAGCUCCAUUUCUUUAGGAAAGUGGUAG
This is a messenger RNA of Brassicogethes aeneus, 516 nucleotides long. The record is from the annotation of a GenBank genome assembly. NCBI's taxonomy places the organism in Eukaryota, Metazoa, Arthropoda, Insecta, Coleoptera, Nitidulidae.